Messenger RNA from Ostreococcus tauri, 1043 nucleotides. Its product is annotated as Mitochondrial substrate/solute carrier. The record is from RefSeq and is a predicted model, not a curated record. The transcript has a single exon. NCBI's taxonomy places the organism in Eukaryota, Viridiplantae, Chlorophyta, Mamiellophyceae, Mamiellales, Bathycoccaceae. The annotation marks the transcript as partial. Gene Ontology annotation, biological process: transmembrane transport.
GUGGGGCGAGCGCGGCGGGGACGAGGGACGGGGCGGCGGGCGACGCGGGCGACGACGCGAUCGCGCGGCGACGAGGGACGGAUGGACGAUACGAGCGAGUGCAUCCGUCGCCGUGGGGGGUGAACGAUACGACGAAAUUGUUAGUGUGCGGAGGGAUCGCUGGGGCGUUCAGUAAGUCGUGCACGGCGCCGCUCGCGAGGUUGACGAUUUUGAAUCAGUUGCAGGGGACGAACGCGGUGCCGGGAUGGGAAGCCGCCGCCGCGAGAUCGUCCAUAGUAUCGUCACUGCGAAGGAUCGUCGCCACCGAGGGUGUCACCGCGCUGUGGAAGGGGAACGGGGUGACGAUCAUUCACAGAUUGCCCUACAGCGCGGUGAAUUUUUACGCGUACGAGCAAAUCAUGAACCUGUUGGACGAGACGACGAGAACGCUUAGGGUGGACGAGAACGGCGACGCGGCGAAGGGGGCGAUGGGCGUCGGGUUCGCCCAGCGUUUGAUCGCGGGUGGUAGCGCGGGAUGCAUAGCGUGCACGCUCACGUACCCGUUAGAUCUCAUACGCACGCGUCUCGCCGCGCAGACGACGGUGAAACACUACAACGGGAUCGGCGACGCGUUCAUGAAGAUUUUGCGCGAUGAGGGGGCAAAGGGGCUCUAUCGCGGACUCAAACCGACGCUCAUCGGCGUCGGACCGAACCUGGCGUUGAACUUCGCCGCGUACGAGACGCUUCGAAAUCAUCUGCAAGAGCUCGAUCACGGCGUGCACCCGAUGGUGGUGGACAUGGCGAGCGGAAGUGCCGCCGCCGUGGUGAGCGCCACGGCGACGUUCCCGAUCGAUCUCGUUAGACGACGAAUGCAGAUGCGAGACGCGACGCGAGGAGACAGUUUCACAGGGGUAUUUAAGCGCGUGCUCGCCAAGGAGGGCUUCACCGGACUCUACCGAGGGAUCCUUCCCGAGUUUGCAAAGGUGGCUCCUGGGGUCGCCAUCACGUACACCUCGUACGCGUUCCUCAAGCGUCUCGCGGGCGUGGACACGGGACGUUUGUAG